This is a messenger RNA of Phaedon cochleariae (mustard beetle), 480 nucleotides long. NCBI's taxonomy places the organism in Eukaryota, Metazoa, Arthropoda, Insecta, Coleoptera, Chrysomelidae. The record is from the annotation of a GenBank genome assembly.
AUGGCAGAAGAAACGUUAUUUGAAGUUCUUCAUAGCGAAAUCAUUAAUUACGUUUUACAGAAUGGUGAAUCGAGAAAUAAAGAUGGAAAAGAUGAAGAUUUGUCCACUAUUGAAUACAUAGGAUUUUCAACUGGAUAUAGGCUGAUUGAAAGAUUAACCAAAGAAAUGCCUCGGUUCAAAGAUGAACUUGAUACAAUGAAAUUCAUCUGUACUGACUUCUGGUCUGCAGUGUACAAAAAACAAAUUGACAAUCUUAGAACAAACCACCAAGGAAUUUAUGUAUUGCAAGACAAUGCAUUCAGGUUUUUAACCAAGAUAUCUAAUGGAAAACAAUAUUUGGAAGCAGCACCUAGAUAUGUCUCAUUCACUUGUGGAAUAAUAAGGGGGUGUUUAGCAAACUUGAACAUUUUCUGUUUAGUGACUGCAGAAGUACAGAAUAUGCCCUCAUGUAAAUUUCACAUUCAAGUUCAAAGGACAUGA